AUUUAAUAACGUUAUUGUAUUGAUUUUUGUUAAUUAAUGAGGAGGCCCCUUCAUAGGUUUUAAAUGAUACAGAAAUGGACUCCUGCUCUGCUCCAAACGCAGCACAAAGUGGAAUUUAUAGCGAGCAUCUUAUCUUGAGAAAGAGUUUAAUCGUCAGCUGCUUUCUUAUUGGCCACCGUUCUCUGUAUCCAUCCUGGGGUGGGAUGCCUCCGACGCCUGCGCUAGUUAAAGUAAGCCGAGCACGAAGGCGCCUUCAGCGGAGAAAGAGUUAAAGAGUGACAUUUCAGUCUUGGUUCCUCUCCUUCUUUCUGAUUGGCCCGGUGAUGAAGGCGAGCCGCUGACGCCACGCCCCUUGCGCCCAGAUACCAGCUGCGUGGAAUGUCCGCACCGGCAAAACCCGAAUCCGAGUUGAGAAGUUGGUUUGGCGCCGGAUCAGAAAAGGGCCGCGGUUCCUCUGGGAAGAAAGAGGAGGCUGGGCUGAUGCAUCCUGUGCUGAAAGCCUUUUUUUGUGGUUCUGUCAGUGGAACAUGCUCCACCCUGCUCUUCCAGCCUCUUGACUUGCUGAAAACUAGGCUACAGACUGUGCAGCCAACUGUCAGUGGAUCAGGCCGUAUUAAGAUGAUAACUUUACUCCUCAAAGUUGCUCGUACAGAAAGUAUAUUUGGGCUGUGGAAAGGUAUUUCUCCAUCCUUUAUACGUUGCAUUCCAGGAGUUGGGAUUUACUUCAGUACCUUAUAUAUGAUAAAACAGCAUUUUUUGUGGGAACACUCUCCUACUGCCUUGGAAUCUGUUCUUUUGGGAGCAACCUCACGGACUGUAGCUGUUAUUUGUAUGUUACCCAUCACAGUAAUAAAAACACGGUAUGAGAGUGGAAAAUACAGCUAUAAAAGUGUGUAUGGAGCCCUGAGAAAUAUCUACCGGUCAGAAGGGGCCCGUGGAUUGUUUAGUGGCCUGUCAGCAACACUUCUACGUGAUGCACCUUUUUCUGGCAUCUAUCUGAUGUUCUAUACACAGACCCAAAAGCUUGCACCGUAUGGCCAACUAGAUACAACAGUUGCACCAUUAGUGAACUUUGGUUGUGGAACUGUGGCUGGAAUUCUGGCUUCUUUAGCUACUCAGCCUGCUGAUGUCAUCAAAACACACAUGCAACUCUCAUCUGAAAAAUACCUUCACACUGGACAGACUAUUGCCUUAAUAUUCAGGAAUUAUGGGCUGCCUGGAUUUUUCCAUGGUGCUGUUCCACGAGCUUUGCGGCGCACACUGAUGGCAGCAAUGGCAUGGACUGUAUACGAACAAAUGAUGGCUAAGAUGGGUUUGAAAUCCUAAGUGAUGUGGCAAGAACAAUCGCUCUACCUUUAUUUUUCCACUUACUGUGAUUGCUUGGUGAGACCUGUGUUUGGAGUAAUCUUAUGUGAAAGGUGACUUGAUUAGGCAGUUUUUCUCUAUAUACUGAAUUGCCGAAACAGUGGCUCAGAAUAUGAGUGAAUGGAAUAGAAUAAUGUGACAGCACGGGGAGAUAUUUCAGGAAACCUAUGCCAUACUUGGAAAUGGCAUGGACUUUUGUCUGUUUUGUGGUGUAGUAAGUACCAAUAGAAGAGAAUAUUUUUAGCUCAGGGUUGAACAGUGGGGUCCUUAAUGCUCUCUGAACUUGGUGUUUUCCUACAGACAUUUCAUUACCCAACUAGGCAACAUCAUCAGUGCAAACCAAGAAUCCCAUUGUUUAGUAAGUAUGAAUUGUCCUACAAAGCCAUUUUACCCACAGGAACUUUUUCACCCUCUACUGUGAUGUCUUUAUUCAAUGAACUGUUGAAUACUUUUUGCAGUUGAGAUUCUAGAACGUAGAAACAUUUUUUUUGCUGAUUUCAAUCUCCAGAAUUGUGUGCUGCGUUUUUUCUCUGCUUUCAGUAUUGCUCCUAUUUAUAUACACAACCAAAAAAUUCUGAGGGAAGCCUUGCAAAGGAUUUCAUCAAGAAAAUCUCAUUCGCUGUUUGCUUGAUACAAUUGUUAAAGUAAAAAAAAUCAAUGCUAAACUAAAAGACUACAUUUGACAUUUUGAUUAAAAAUAACACUAAGAUAUCAUCUUGCCAUUUCUGAAGCAGUUUUCUUCAAUCUUGCUUCCUCCAGGUUUGUUGGCACUGUGGCUUUCAAAAGUGCUAUUUAAUAUAGCUAGAGUUGCAGUUCCAGCAUAAAUGGACAGUUCUGGGUUGUGGAAAUCUUUUCCUUAGAGUCUUAAUUCUGCCAAACUCAUAAUGAAACAUGGCUUCGGUGUUCUAUUUAAGAUUAAGUUAGAGAGUUGAAUAUUGCAUGUAUUACUUUUGAAGCUGUGGUAAUUAAUACUGCCAAAUAAUGAUGGGCUAAACAUUCCAUCAGUAAUUAAAUGGCACAGGCAUAGGAAUUAUAAUCCAAUAGUAUAUGGAGGACCAGAGAUACCAAGCUAGUACUAAAAACUGCUCCUGAGUUACUGUUUAAUCAAGACUCAUCUUGCUUUUUUCCAAAUAGAAUAUACUUGGCCCAUUCUGUGCACUCCUUACUCCAAAGAUCAGUCUUGAAAAUAGGCUGGAAUGAUACCCUUAACAUUUUUAGAAGACUAGUUCAAUGUCUUUUGCAUAGCUAAUGAAGGCAGAAAACUAUUGUUGGAAAAGUGGUCAUUUAAAGCUAUUUCCAGGCAGUUCUGCUGAUUAACAGCAAUGCUUUCCUUGGGGUAAGAAAGCUCUUUACCUCCAAAGAUCUGAAGCCUUGAAAUCUACAAGAGGACUUACUUGUUUGGGCUGUGAAGGAAUUCUGACAUGUUUUAAAUGCUUGUCUUGGAUUAUUUUAUUAUUAUUAAAAUCUAUUUUUUUAAAAAUGCUUCCUCCUGGGAAAUUUUUAUCACUUUUGGUUCUUUUACACUUUUGAAGUGAAACGCCUGAUACUUACUGUUAAACCUAAUCUUUUAAAUAGCUUCUGAAUACUAAGUUGGUUAUAAACGAGCAUAGUGUAAUACUUAUCACUCCUCUCUGCCACAGAUCGUGAUGUUGUUACAGGCAGUAUUUAGAUAGCAUGCACAAAGGAAAGGAAGGAGGGUAAUUAUAAUGCAGCAUCAAAAUAGCUCCCUAAGAAGGUGGCUUGCUCAGGAAGAGAGUGCAGAUUUAUGUGUAAGGUUUAAAUGCCUAUCCAAAAUAAGACAAUGCCAUGCAUUUAAGAGUUGGUGCUAGGAUUCAAGAGGAAAUAAAACUAUUAAGUCCACCAGCAAAGCUUUUUUAAAGGUAUUUGGAAAGCAUGAACCUGGCUUUGCUAGAGAUCAUGUAAGGAAUCACUCAUUCUGCUUUAUGUUUGACCAUAUUGAGAACGGAAGAAGUUUAUAGCCUGAAAUCUCAGCAGCAGAAAGAAACCAAUAAUGUUUUUGAAAUUAGAGUUUUGGGCUUCUAGGGCAGACACCAUGGUAGUUACCUAUGCUGUUUCUCCUGCACAUACAUUUGAUAUAUGUGCUUCACAAGUUGCUUGAACACUAGUCAACCAUGUUUAAGAAACUAAGUUCCGUGGAAUUGAACCUAAGCAGUUUCAAGUCACAUCUGCCCCAAAGGCUGACAUAGUCUCUAGCCUUAUCUGAGAACUUUUUAAAAAAUAAAUUGGAAAUAACAAUGGUGUUUGCUAGCAAUGCAGCUUACUGCAUUUCUUUUUCACUAAAAAAUUCAAAUAGGAGACUUUUAACAGUGCAGUGCAAAGAAAUAAUUUACUGUUGGAUUUGAAUCACAUAUAUAUGCUGUGAUUUCAGAACAGUUUUUUCUAAAAAAAUAUGUGUAACUCAAGAUAUGUGCAACUCAAGAACAUUAUUUAUUUGUAUCCCACCUUUAUUAUUUUUACAAAAUAACUCAAGACAGCAAACAUACCCAAUACUUUGCUCUGUCUAUUUUCCACACAACUGCCCUGUGAGGAGGGUUGGGCUACGAAAGUGUAACUAGCCACAAAUCAUCCAGCCAGCUUUCAUAGCUAAAGCGGGACGUGAACUCAGUCUUUUGCUUUGUAGCCUGGUGCCUUAACCAUUAGAUCAAACUGGCACUCAGGUUAGUAUUUUUAAGACAAAAUAACUGGAAUAAAAAUAGUGCAGAAUUUGAUGCACUCUAGAAGCUAGCAUGCUGUCUGCUGAUAAACUUAUCAGCAACUCCCAGGUGAUUGAUUGGUUGGGUGAAGCUAUUUCUUAUUAUCAUGACAAGACCUGGAUAUUUCUUGGAUAAAAAAAUGGAACUAGUUGCAUGUGUUAGUAAGAGUUUCUUUUGCAUAGGUUUUUUUUUUAAAGUAAUGGUGUAAUACAUUUCUUUUUUAAAAAAGCAUUUUUUAGUUGGAUAUCUUAGAAAAACCAUGUAUUUUUUGAUAUGCUGUUCUGUCUUAAAUUUCACAUUUUCUAACAGGGCAAUGUCUUUUAUUAGGUCAACUAAGGUAUCUAAUCAGUGUGGAAGCAUUUAAAUUAUAGAAAUAAAAGUAAAAAUUAAAAUUACACUUCUAUUGAGCGACAAAGCCAACAGAAAUAAUUAUUCCAGGAAAUUCUUACUUUUCCACCUGACAACAUUCAUUUCCAAAGGAUGAAUGAAAGACCAAUGAGAUCAGCUGUUCUUGGUUUGAUACUAGCCAAUAGGAAAAACCUUAUUGAGGCAGAUCAAUAAUAAUACUGAGGAAAAAAUAGUAUCCUGCUCAUGGCCACAAACAGCAUGAAAGCACUCUGCACAUGACCAAAAACACAUGUUUGUACGGAGUGUCACAGCAAUGUACCCUUCCCCCACAGGGCUCGCUGGAUGAUUUCUUUUUGUUUCUGGUCACAUGCACAAUGCUUUCCACGGGUUUCUGGUCAUGUGCAGAGUGCGUUUGGAUCAAGAGUCACAGCAAUAUUCCCUCCAAAGCCGACAUCAAUGCUAUGAAAAGAGUAAUGCUGAGGGUUUUUUUUUAGCUUGGACUCUAAACAUUAGUGUUCACACAGCCCCAUUUCUGUGGUGCAUCAGACUGCAGCUAAAUGGAGCUGCAAACUUUGAAAUCUGCUUGACGUGAAAUAAUUUGAAUGCAUCUCAAAAUAAAUCUUUUUACUUUAAACAAAAGCUGACAUCCCACCCCAUGCUUCCCAAAGUUGUCCUUAUUUUCAGAGCAAAUCACCCUCAAAAAUUAAGCAAUGUGGCUUUAAAAAAAAAGCUGCAAGUGGCGGGAGCGUCCCAUUUUGCCAUCUCUCUCCUCAACCGUUGUGUCUGAACAUUGCCUCCAACCUCACUCUCUGCCCAUCCCUGGCCCCCUCUGACAGCCUGCUUGUUCGCCCGCCCAGCUCCAUCCAGCACCCACAGUGAAUUAUCUCCGCAGCGAAGUUCUGGUAUUGAGAUGUCCUGCAAAGAAAUGGUGGCUGUGAGUUUGCACUUGAUGGUGAGAAGACUGGUUGUGUCGUGCUAGCAGUUUUGAGUCAUCCUAGACUCCUUUCAGUUCAGUGCUAGAGAUAUGAAUAUGUAAAAUGUGAAAAACUACUGCAGUCCUUCUCAUGUUCCAGCCAGCCAGUUAUGCUUUCCUAAACUAUUUCUUUAGGAUAAUUCAUAAAGUACUUUAAAUGCAAAUUGAAAAUUUAAAAAUUAAAAUAAUUUAUUGCA
Molecule: messenger RNA, 5597 nt
Organism: Crotalus tigris (Tiger rattlesnake)
Lineage: Eukaryota; Metazoa; Chordata; Lepidosauria; Squamata; Viperidae
Gene: SLC25A38
Product: solute carrier family 25 member 38
Exons: 8
Coding region: 379-1326 (315 amino acids)
Biological process (GO): glycine import into mitochondrion
Cellular component (GO): mitochondrion; mitochondrial inner membrane
Molecular function (GO): glycine transmembrane transporter activity
Source: RefSeq, a predicted model, not a curated record